Penicillium odoratum is the source of this 4116-nucleotide messenger RNA. RefSeq names its product putative non-repetitive nucleoporin. Gene Ontology annotation, biological process: protein localization to nuclear inner membrane; transcription-dependent tethering of RNA polymerase II gene DNA at nuclear periphery; protein import into nucleus. Gene Ontology annotation, cellular component: nuclear pore; nuclear pore inner ring. Lineage: Eukaryota; Fungi; Ascomycota; Eurotiomycetes; Eurotiales; Aspergillaceae. The transcript has 4 exons. Bases 1 to 4116 code for a protein of 1371 amino acids. Gene Ontology annotation, molecular function: structural constituent of nuclear pore. The record is from RefSeq and is a predicted model, not a curated record.
AUGUCGUACCCGAUUCUUCAAGCAAACCUACCUCCGGCGACGCCGCAGAAACCUCUACCGGGAGCUUACCUGCAAACGCCAGCCGUGCCUCGAGAUGGUCCUAGAUCUCCUCCACAUCAGCAGCUGCCGCCGAUCCCUCUUCGGAGCCCGCCUCAAAUGCUUCCCAAGCUUCCCCAAAUCGCUGCGACACAAAACAAGAACUUGAGCACAGAAGAGCGAGGAGCGCGUACCAUCAAUGAGGUCCUCUUCCAAGAAUCGAGAUACCCAGAUCUGGAUAGUUAUUUAUCACAGGGAUUCUCAUCUGAAUAUGACAUCCCCACAUCCGCGUCAUGGGCGCCAUUCCAAAAAGUCAAAAUGUACAACAUCCCCGACCAGAUCUUUGAUCAAUACAAUCGCGCCCAGGUAUCGACAAGCAUGGGACUUUUCGCCGAGCUGAACCACGCGUGGGUGGCCAUCGACAACGCGCUCUAUCUGUGGGAUUUCACACACCCGAACCCUCAAUUGGUUGGUUUUGAAGACCAGCCAAACAGUAUCAACACCGUCAAGCUCGUAAAGCCUCGCGCCGGAGUGUUUUUGCCAGCAAUCACUCAUUUACUUGUGGUGUCAACCACCGCCGAAUUGAUUUUGUUGGGCAUGGGAGUGGAGAACACACCGAACGGCGGGCGACAGGUUACCUUGUAUCAGACCGGAAUGGCGGUUCCGAUUCGGGGUCUGGAUAUUCACGUUUUCGCCUCCUUCGACUCGACUGGCCGGAUCUUCUUCGGCGGUUCGUCUGACAACGAUGUUUACGAAUUGACAUACCAACAAGAGGAGCGAUGGUUCCAGGGUCGUUGCGGGAAGGUCAACCACACCAGCUCCCGGCUGGCAGCAUUUGCACCGUCGCUGAGCUUGACGAAUUUAGCAAAAGUGGCCAUGGAGAAUGUAGAACAGAUGGUCAUUGACGAGAGCCGGAACCUGCUCUACACUUUGUCUUCGACCUCUACUAUCCGGGUGUUCCACCUUAAGCCCGACGGCUCUCUCUCUCUGGCCAUCACCAAGCAUGCUUUGGACAUUUACUCGAACAUCGGACAUAUCAUUGCAUCUAACGAAACUCUUAACCCUAAAGUGCCAAUUGUCUCCAUCAGUCCUGUCCCUGCAGCAGAAGCCUCUCGUUAUCAUCUUGUUGCCACAACUGCCACUGGAUACCGCAUCUAUCUGAGUGCCACCGGUUCCUACAGCUGGUCGCCCGUGCCCAAUGGUACCAAUGCUCCCACCAGCAUGCAAGCCCAGCACGUCAAGACCCCACCGGUCGAUGCUCCUGCUGAUUUUGGGCUACCUCGCUUCCAGCAGCCUGGCGGUAAACUUGCGAUUCAAACUUUGUCGCCGACGCGGAUGGCAGCGCGGUUCCCACCGGGAUACUUCUUUUGCUUCGCCUCCAAGGAUCCCGCACACAAGGUCGAUACUCUGUUCAUUUCGUCCCCAGAUUCUGGUCGGGUUUCCAGGGCCCAAGAUAAUGUUUUGACUGGGAAAACAGGCGAGUCAGCCAUUUGGAUGAGCCUUGGCGGUCGAGCAGAAGCCAUUGGCCUCUGCUCGCCUCCUCCACCAAGCUCUGCAGGGUUUGGAAACGAGUUGGCUAUUCAAUUUGACCACCCUGCUGCUGAGAUUGCUAUUCUGACAAAUACGGGCAUCCAUGUUAUUCGACGGCGACGCCUGGUGGAUAUCUUCGCCUCGUUAGUCCGCGGUGGUGGUAGCGGCGAGGAAGGUCUAGAUGGAGAGGCUAGAAACUUCAUUCGCACAUACGGCCGACCAGAAGCCUUGGCCACUGCGCUUGCCGUAGCUUGUGGACAAGGUGUGGAGGUCUCUUCGGAUCAGCGACUCACUCAGAUUAAUGACUCCGAGGUCCUGGAGUUCGCCCGCAAGGUUUUUAUUGACUUUGGUGGCCGCCCUGCGAUCAACGAAAACAUUGUGGCUGAUAGCUCUACUCCUGCUAUCGAUCUUGUUGAACCCUCCCCCCGCCAUGCAGGUAUCUCCCUGUACCUCUCCCGCCUAUUGCGGUCAAUCUGGAAGAAGGAGAUUGCCAAGGUCGGCAAGGCACCAAGUGGUGCUAUCACUGUCUCCGCUUCCGUGCCUGCCUCAAAACUGCAGACAAUCCAGCACGAUCUCUCCGCACUUCAGAACUUUUUCAAGACCAACAAAAGCUUCAUCGAAGGGCUCAGUGGGCCCGAGGCCCUCGCACGAGCCUCUACCAAGCAAGAAGAAACUGCGCUGCAGGGCGAGCACCGUGCGCUGCACUCUCUUGUUCAGUUAGUCUCUAAUACCAUCGAAGGAAUCUCCUUCGUCCUUGUUCUUUUCGAUGAGCGAGUAGACGAGAUUGUGGCCACCCUGCCCGAGGAUUCAAAGCAAAAGUUCUUGAAGCUCACCUAUGAGGAGCUUUUCAGUACUAGCAAGGGCAACGAAGUUGCCAAGGAGCUGGUCAAGAGCAUUGUGAACCGCAACAUUGCCAAGGGCUCCAAUGUUGAGACCGUUGCUGAUGCCCUGCGGCGCCGAUGCGGCAGCUUCUGCAGUGCGGAAGAUGUGGUCAUCUUCAAGGCGCAAGAACUACUCAAGCGGGCCACCGAGGCUGGGGCCAAUUCCGAGCUAGGCCGCAACCUUUUGAACGAGAGUUUGAACCUGUUCCGGCAGGUGGCGGACAACCUGCCCAUGGAUUAUUUAGUUUCUGCUGUGGAGAACUAUAUUGGAAAUCAAUUCUUUGCCGGUGCAAUUCAAUUGGCACUUACUGUUGCUUCUCGAUGCGACAAGGCAAAUCUCGCGCUCUCCUGGAUCAUGGAUGGACGCCCCGAACAAGUACAGAUGCCCCUCAGAUAUCACACCACACACCAACUUACCAGCAUACAGGACCCACGGAAGACCGUCUACUUGUUCCGCAAGCAAUGUUACGAUCUCGUAUUCAAUGUUAUCAUUGCAGUUGAUACAUUGGCCGCAACUGACCCCGGAUUCGUUGAUGGCCAGAUGACCCAGAUCGCCAAGCGCCAGAACGAGGCGUAUACCAUCAUCUCCGAUUCGAACGACGAGGUAUUCUUGACCAGCCUUUACGAUUGGUAUCUGGAGCAGGGGUGGAACGAUCGUCUCUUGCAGACACAAUCUCCAUUUGUUGUAACCUACCUGGAAAGAAAGUCUACUGACGACAUCGCCCAUGCCGAUUUGCUGUGGCGCUACUACGCACAAUCACAGCGCUUUUUCGAGGCCGCCAAGGUGCAGUUCCAGCUCGCACAGAGUGCUUUUACCCUUUCCCUGAGCCGGCGUAUUGAGUACCUGGGCCGGGCCCGGGCCAACGCCUCGACUUACACACCUGAUGUGGGGCGUCAGGCACGGCAGCGUCUGCUGCAGGAAAUUUCCAAUCUUAUCGAUGUGGCCAACAUCCAGGAUGACCUCCUGCAGCGCUUGAAGGAUGAUGACCGGAUCACACCGGACCGUAAGAACGAGGUUCUGCAAGACGUGGAUGGUCCUGUGAUGGACAUUAGUACACUCUUCAACCAAUAUGCCGACUCGGCGAGUUACUAUGACAUCUGUCUGCAGAUCUUCUUCCUAGCCGAUUACCGGAAUGCAGCCGACAUCAAGGCCACUUGGCACCAUCUUGUUCACGAUCUGCACGCCGUCACAGUGGAGCGGGGCUCCCCACAACCCUAUGAAGCAGUUAUUGAGAAAGUCCGUAGUCUUGGCAGUCGGCUCCGUAUGUCGGAGACCGUAUUCCCCGUGCGUGAACUGGUCCCGUUGCUGGAACGCUAUUCGCUAGAGCACCAGCGCCACGUUGGACCUGAUCACUGGAUUGUCGAUCUUUUCCUGGAUCUGGGAGUUGCACACGAGUCCAUUUAUGGGGUCCUGGAGGCCAUGUACUACACCGACGAGGCGCCGUUCCAGGGGACAUACCGCCGAUUCAUCGCCACCGAUCUACUCUACCUAUUGGAAGGAUGGUUCCACGAGACCAUGCGGCUAGGCGGGAUGGUAUUCGGGUCAGACGUGGUUGCCGAACGUGUUGCCGAGACCCUGUUACUACUGCAGCAGGGAGCGGGCAACGGUCCCGACAUUGUGGACCGAAGUCGGGACCUUCAGCGAAGGAUCUCGGACCUCCUGAACUAA